AUGCUCUUGCGGGGGGCGGGGUGGGGGGCGGGCUGCGGGGCGUGCGGUCGUGGGGGGGGGUUGGUGGGGCGGCGGGAGUGGCGUGGGCUGGGCGGGGGGGCGGGUGCGCGGCGGGUCUGCGGGGUUGAACUGCGGACGGGGUUGGGCGGGGGGGUUCUGGGUGGCGGGGGGGGGGGGUGGACUGCGGGGGGGGAACUGCGUUCGGGCUCUGCUGGUCUGGCUGGGUCGGGCGGGCUGGAAGGCGAGCCGGGGCAGCUCGGGGUGGGGCGACGGGUCGGGGGGGGGGGUUCGGAGACUGAUGGGACUGUGCGCGGGGGGUGUGGAGGGGGGUCUGGGGUGGUGGUAACAGCUUGCUAA
Messenger RNA from Dicrocoelium dendriticum, 357 nucleotides. The record is from the annotation of a GenBank genome assembly. Lineage: Eukaryota; Metazoa; Platyhelminthes; Trematoda; Plagiorchiida; Dicrocoeliidae.